Molecule: messenger RNA, 555 nt
Organism: Coprinopsis cinerea okayama7#130
Lineage: Eukaryota; Fungi; Basidiomycota; Agaricomycetes; Agaricales; Psathyrellaceae
Product: Ras protein
Exons: 5
Coding region: 1-555 (184 amino acids)
Biological process (GO): signal transduction
Cellular component (GO): plasma membrane
Molecular function (GO): GTP binding; GTPase activity; GDP binding
Source: RefSeq, a predicted model, not a curated record
AUGGAUAACUGGAGAGUCGCUGUACUGGGUGAUGGUGGUGUGGGUAAAACUGCUCUGGCAGUCCAGUUCACUCUCAACUGCUUUGUUGAAGACGCAUACCGCAGACAGCUGGUGGUGGACAACAAAAUGUGCUUUGUAGAGGUUAUUGACACUGCUGGACAGGAGGAAUACGCCAGCUUGCGUGAUCAAUGGGUCCGUGAGGGUCAAGGCUUCAUCCUCGUCUAUUCUAUCGCUUCCCGAUCUACAUUCGAUCGUCUGGAGAUUUUCCGGCAGUCAAUGCGCAAAGUGAAGCGUGGCGAUCCAAUAUUCAUGCUUGUGGGCAAUAAAUGCGACAAGACAUACGAGCGCGAAGUGUCAAGAGACGAAGGACGCGCGCUUGCUCGACAGUUUGGCUGCGAAUUCGUCGAGACGUCGGCAAAGACUGCAGAAAACGUCGAGCGAUUAUUCACGGACUUGGUUCGUGCGCUGCGACAGACGAGAAGCAUAGAAUCCGGACCAACAUCCGCUCAGGAGCCGCAGAAACCCAAGAAGAAAAACAAGUGUAUUAUCAUGUAG